Hepatospora eriocheir is the source of this 231-nucleotide messenger RNA. The record is from the annotation of a GenBank genome assembly. Lineage: Eukaryota; Fungi; Microsporidia; Hepatosporidae.
AUGGUUCUUGAUGCUGCUUUAUUUUGUUAUAGAGUAUCACCAAAAGCUCAAUAUAAAAUGUCACUAUUUGAGCUAGUCUAUGGAAGAGCUUCACCUAUAUUUUUACGAGAGGAUGAGUUUAUAAGGGAAAAUUAUUUAUUUGAGAAUAAAGAGUGUUACCUAAAGGAAUGCUUCAGUUUAAAAUUAAUAACGGUAAAACUUUUAAUUAAAAGUUUUACCCAUAGAAAUUAA